AUGGCUGCUGCUCCUGGUCAGACGCUCACCAUCACUGGGCCUAAUGGCCAACCCCAACUCGUAUCUCUCAUUCCCCUUCCUAUCACGGCAUCAGAGUUGGCUUUGGCCCUUUCUAAUCUCCCGCCGCCUCCAGUCGAGGGUGAAGUAUCCUCAUUUCCUGCCAGCGCUACCCCUGGCCGACCCAAAGUCACUGCCGCUGAUAGAAAACCCAUCACUUUCAAAGAGAUCCUGGUGUGUAUCCGCCGAAAGGUUGAAGCCGACACCGAGCAAAACAAGAACCGGAGACGGGAGUUGUUUUUGGAUAAGAAGAAGCGAAGGGUCCCAACAGAUGAGCUUGUUGGUGGUGGUCUGGUCAAGAAGCUGAAAUAG
Molecule: messenger RNA, 369 nt
Organism: Fusarium mangiferae
Lineage: Eukaryota; Fungi; Ascomycota; Sordariomycetes; Hypocreales; Nectriaceae
Exons: 2
Coding region: 1-369 (122 amino acids)
Source: RefSeq, a predicted model, not a curated record